Molecule: messenger RNA, 1147 nt
Organism: Impatiens glandulifera
Lineage: Eukaryota; Viridiplantae; Streptophyta; Magnoliopsida; Ericales; Balsaminaceae
Product: ribonuclease H2 subunit A-like
Exons: 8
Coding region: 65-964 (299 amino acids)
Biological process (GO): DNA replication, removal of RNA primer; mismatch repair
Cellular component (GO): ribonuclease H2 complex
Molecular function (GO): RNA binding; RNA-DNA hybrid ribonuclease activity
Source: RefSeq, a predicted model, not a curated record
CCAUUUGCUAAAUUUCUGGCGGGAACAAAUCUGGACUGAGAGAAAGAGUUUCAGUAGAACAUCAAUGGAAUCUGGAAGUGAUUUUCCUAAAUGGGCUUCUGAACCCUGCAUCAUGGGCAUUGACGAAGCUGGACGAGGCCCUGUCUUAGGUCCCAUGGUAUACGGAUGCUUGUAUUGUCCAGUAUCGUAUCAAAAGACUCUUUCCUCGUUGAAUUUUGCAGAUUCAAAGACCUUAAAGGAAGAAAAAAGGGAAGAAUUAUUUGAUAAUUUGAAGGCUGAUGAAUCUCUGGGAUGGGCUGUGGAUGUCAUAGAUCCAAAGGAACUAUCUGCAAAAAUGUUAAAGAAAACCAAGAUUAACCUCAAUGAGAUCUCACAUGAAUCUGCCAUGGGCCUUGUCAGAAGAGUAACAGAUAUGGGAGUUCUUCUGACUGAGGUUUAUGUAGAUACAGUUGGAGAUCCAGAGAAAUACAGAGUGAGAUUGACUGAACGAUUUCCAUUCAUAAAAUUUGUAGUUGCGAAAAAAGCUGAUAGUCUAUAUCCAGUUGUGAGUGGAGCAAGCAUUGUUGCUAAGGUUACAAGAGAUCGAGCAAUUCGAAAUUGGGAACUAGAUGAAACUGCUGAUAAUAUAAACAGAAAUUUUGGCUCUGGGUAUCCAGGAGACCCUGCAACUAAAACUUGGUUGGGUGAUCACAAACACCCGGUAUUUGGAUUUCCAACAUUAGUACGGUUCAGCUGGGGUACAUGUACUCCCUUCUUCAAAAAUAUGGUUGAAGUUCUUUGGGAAGCUGAUGAAAUGGAAGAUGAUGAUUCUACGAAUAAUAAUAGGAAAAAACAACAGAAACUAACUAGUGUUGGCUUUACCGGAUUGAAGAAGACUACGAAAACAGAAGAAACUGAAUCAAGUGGAAAAGGGCGUUGCAAAUUUUUUCAGGCUCGAAAACUCCAACAAGUCUCUCAAUUCUAAUUGAGAAAAGCUGGUAGCAUUAAAGUGUAUUUCUGGUGAUUUUAUAACAAAAUUGUUUGAAAUAUCAGAACCAAUUUCACGCUUGCUUACUGCAAGUCAAAUUGGAAACAGUUCAGUUUAUCUGACUUAGUUUCCAAUUGAUUCUAAAACUAUUGAGCUUUUAAAUAUUUAGAUGCUAUAUGA